UUCUCCGGGCGCUGCGCGGGCUCGGCUGUCGGCUGGGAAGCUGCACUCCGGCUCCAACCCGAGGAGGUGGCUCCGGAGGGCCGGGCAGGCUCCACCUCCCUGGCCGCGCAUCCGCGCCGCCCAAUUCCCGGAGCUUGGGUCAAGGCUCGAGGCGGCGGAGGCUCAGCUCCCGGCUGUGCUUCUGUGAGCUGGGCCAGGGCGGGCGGGGAUCGGCGGCGGAGGCAGAUCGCACGGAGGGCGGCGGCCUGGGCCCGCCGAGCCAUGGCGGCUCCGGAGCCGGCGCCCAGGCGGGGCCGGGAGCGGGAGCGGGAGGAGGAGAGCGAAGACGAGAGCGACAUCCUGGAGGAAAGCCCGUGCGGCCGCUGGCAGAAGCGGCGGGAGCAGGUGAACCAGGGAAACAUGCCCGGGGUCCAGAGCACGUUCCUGGCCAUGGACACGGAAGAGGGGGUGGAGGUGGUGUGGAACGAGCUGCACUUCAGCGACAGAAAGGCCUUCUCUGCACACGAGGAGAAGAUCCAGACCAUGUUUGAGCAGCUGGUGCUCGUCGACCACCCCAACAUCGUCAAACUGCACAAGUACUGGCUGGACGCCUCCGAGGCAGGCGCUAGGGUCAUAUUCAUCACGGAGUACGUGUCCUCGGGCAGCCUCAAGCAGUUCCUCAAAAAGACCAAGAAGAACCACAAGGCCAUGAACGCCCGGGCCUGGAAGCGCUGGUGCACGCAGAUCCUGUCCGCGCUCAGCUUUCUGCACGCCUGCAGCCCUCCCAUCAUCCACGGGAACCUGACUAGUGACACCAUCUUCAUACAGCACAACGGCCUCAUCAAGAUCGGCUCCGUGUGGCACCGCAUCUUCUCCAAUGCGCUCCCUGAUGAUCUCCGAAGCCCCAUCCACUCCGAGCAGGAGGAACCGCGGAACCUGCACUUCUUCCCCCCGGAGUACGGCGAGGUGGCCGACCGCACCGCGGUGGACAUCUUCUCCUUCGGGAUGUGUGCGCUGGAGAUGGCUGUCCUGGAGAUCCAGGCCAACGGAGACACCAAGGUCACAGAGGAGGCCAUCGCUCGUGCCAGGCACUCGCUGAGUGACCCCAACAUGCGGGAAUUCAUCCUCUCCUGCCUGGCCCGUGACCCUGCCCGCCGGCCCUCAGCCCACAACCUCCUCUUCCACCGUGUGCUCUUCGAGGUGCACUCGCUGAAGCUCCUGGCCGCGCACUGCUUCAUCCAGCACCAGUACCUCAUGCCUGAGAACGUGGUGGAGGAGAAGACCAAGUUGAUGGACCUUCACGCAGUCCUGGCAGAGAUCCCCCGGCCCUCCCGGCCCCCCCUGCAGUGGCGGUACUCGGAGGUUUCCUAUUUGGAGUUGGACAAAUUCCUGGAGGAUGUCAGAAAUGGGAUCUAUCCGCUGAUGAACUUCGCUGCUGCUCGGCCCCUGGGGCUGCCCCGAGCCCUAGCCCCACCCCCAGAGGAGGCCCAGAAGGCCAAGACCCCAACACCAGAACCCUUUGACUCAGAGACCAGAAAGGUGAUCCAGAUGCAGUGUAACCUGGAGAGAAGCGAGGACAAGGCGCGCUGGCACCUCACUCUGCUUCUGGUGCUGGAGGACCGGCUGCACCGGCAGCUCACUUAUGACCUGCUCCCAACCGACAGUGCCCAGGACCUCGCCACCGAGCUCGUGCACUACGGCUUUGUCCACGAGGACGACCGGACCAAGCUGGCCGCCUUCCUGGAGAGCACCUUCCGCAAGCACCGUGGAGCUUAGCCGUGACGGCGCACCCAGCCACCCAUGUCGGGAAGCUGGGCAUGAGGGUCUGGGGACUGACAGGGGGCCGCCCUCUGCCUGUGUGCCCAGGGGCUGAGGCCCCCACCCCUGCUACUGAGGACCCUCCCUGCACCUUGCACAGCUGCUCAGAGGCCCUGGCUAGGGUUGAGGGUGGUGGGCUUGGGCCCACAAAGGAGCCCAUCAUCGGGGCGGGAGGUGUGAUUAGGCCGCACGUAUCUCCCGGUCGAGGACCCCCCAGCCCAUCCUGCCUCGGCACUCACCCUUUCUUCCCACAGCCUCCCUUUGCCAGCUGGCCGCCCCGCCCACCCCCCAGGCUGUCUGAUCAGUGACUGGGCCCUCCCAAUGGGGGGCCGCCCUGCAGGGAGCCACGGUUGGGGGGUAGCACAGACGCACAGAGGAACACCCACCUCAAGGCAGCGGUGAAGCACCCACAGGCAUCAGGCGGGGUGCUGGGUGCUGAGUGGGGCCACGACCGGCAGGAGAAGCAGGCAGCAGAGACAGUGCAGGGAGCCCCAGUUCCCAGCACCGUGUGGCUCUGGCACCCCCGUCCAGCAUCCAGCGCACACCCGCCCUGGAGCCUCUCUCUGAUUUUUGCACUGCUCUGAGGCUGGGACCCCCAUCCCUUGUGUGGACACUCUUCUGGCCCCUGCAGCCCCCCACACCAAGGGCUCCUUCCUCUCCUGUCUUCCUGGGCCUGGAGAGGUCCGUCGGGUGUCCUCCCAGCUCCUCACUGUGCGUCCUCCGAGCGACCACCCCGCAGGGACCUCCCCCGCCUCUUCCCACGGCAGCUGCCUCCCCGGGUCCCUCCCACCAGCCCCCACUGCCCUGGUCUCCCUUCUCGGGAACCACCGCCCCUCCACUCUCAAACAUAAACACUCUUUAACAGUUUAAAUUGCAUGUGCAAAUUUAGUGCUUUCAGGGUUCUUUUAAAGCAUUUCAAAUGCCAAACGGAGAAAGCUGACCACUCUAUCAGUGGUCUAGUGUUGCUAUAGGAAGUUACCACGAGCUUAGAGGCUUAAAACCCUCCCCAUGUAUUGCAGUUCCGUAAGUCAGAAGUCCGGCCCAGGUCUCAGCAGGCUGACAUCCAGGUGUCAGCCAGCUGCAUUUCCUUCUGGAGGUUCCAGGGGGGAACCCAGCUGUUGUUCCUUCAGGUUGGCUGUUGGCUUGUGGGGUCAGGCGUGGCGCCGGGCGCUGGGUGCUGGGCAGGAAUUCUUUUCCUUGCAGUGCUAGGGCCCUGGCCCGCUGUACACUGAAGGCCACCCUCGGCCUCCGGAGGCUGCUGCCCUUCUUGGCUCAUGGCCCCACCCUCCAUUUCAAAGCCAGCACUGGCAGGUGGAGUCUGUCCCAUGAACCCUCUGUCUGACUUUCUGCAGCCAGAGAAAAGCUUUCCUGUAAAUAGGUUGAGCCCACCCAGAUAGUCCAGGAGAGUCCCCCACGUUGAGGCCCUUUCGGGGGAAUCAGGGCAGGGACGGCUUCGGGGGGAGGGCUGCCAUUACUCCACCCGCCACAUCACCCUCACCAAACCUGAGACAGGACGAGCUAACCAAGGCACAUCGAAUAAAUUAAGUGUGCAAGUAU
Molecule: messenger RNA, 3354 nt
Organism: Phyllostomus discolor (pale spear-nosed bat)
Lineage: Eukaryota; Metazoa; Chordata; Mammalia; Chiroptera; Phyllostomidae
Gene: NRBP2
Product: nuclear receptor binding protein 2
Exons: 18
Coding region: 262-1755 (497 amino acids)
Biological process (GO): protein phosphorylation; intracellular signal transduction; endoplasmic reticulum to Golgi vesicle-mediated transport
Cellular component (GO): endomembrane system; cytoplasm
Molecular function (GO): protein serine/threonine kinase activity; ATP binding
Source: RefSeq, a predicted model, not a curated record